Messenger RNA from Capsicum annuum, 1593 nucleotides. Its product is annotated as auxin-responsive protein IAA13. The transcript is spliced from 5 exons. Gene Ontology annotation, biological process: regulation of DNA-templated transcription. NCBI's taxonomy places the organism in Eukaryota, Viridiplantae, Streptophyta, Magnoliopsida, Solanales, Solanaceae. Gene Ontology annotation, molecular function: protein binding. Gene Ontology annotation, cellular component: nucleus. Bases 163 to 1065 code for a protein of 300 amino acids. The record is from RefSeq and is a predicted model, not a curated record.
AUAUAAUCCUACAUUAUGCGACCGCACAAACCACCAUCCAAAGUGUGACCUUCUCCAACACUCCCCCUCCCCUCCCUUACCUACCUACGCUCAACAUUUGCUCUCCCUUUUCUUCUUGAAAAUCAAGAAACCCCUAGUCUUUUUUUUUUUCUUUUUCAUUUGAUGAAAGACACUCUUGGUCUAAUGGAGUUGGGUUCAAUUUCUACUGAAGAGAAUAUGGUGAUGUUAUCAUCUGAGGCUUCUUCAUCAUACCCUGAUGACUCUGAACUUGAAUUGGGUCUUGGACUCAGUCUUGGUGUUGCUGCUGUUCCCAAGUCUAAAACUGGUCAAUAUGCAAAAAUCUUGACACCCAAUGAUUUCUCUUCACCUUUGGCUUCUAAUUCAUCAUCUUCAUGUUCAUCUUCUUCAGCUACAAAAGCUAAUAAUGCUUCUUGUGGCACCAAGAGACCUGCUCUUUCUAUUUCUCCUCCUCGUUCUACUCUCAGCCAGGUUGUUGGAUGGCCUCCUAUAAGAACUCAUAGGAUGAACACCCUAGUUAACCAGACAAAAUCACCAGUCCCAGAAGAAUUUUCCAGGACAACUGAGAACUGCGAAAGUAAGAAUACUAUCACGAGUGCUGGGAGCAGCAAGAUCGACAGCUUUACAAAGGAGAAAGGGCUUGUCAAGGCUUCCCUAUUUGUGAAGGUCAAUAUGGAUGGAGUUACAAUUGGAAGGAAGGUAGAUCUGAAUUCUCAUAGUAGCUAUGAGAACUUGGCACGGACUCUAGACAACAUGUUCUUAAGACCCAGCACGAUUGUUGGUGCAAGAUCAUCAAAUGCACAGGAGCUAGGUGUCAUGUCAGAAACAACAUCAUGUUCAAGAUUAUUAGAUGGAUCAUCUGAAUUUGUGUUGACUUAUGAAGACAAAGAUGAAGACUGGAUGCUUGUUGGAGAUGUUCCAUGGGAGAUGUUUAUUAGCUCAGUCAAGAGAUUACGAAUCAUGAGGACGUCUGAUGCCAAUGGACUCGGUACAUCUCCAAGUUUCAUGGAAAGAAAUGGUGGAAGACAGAGGACAAAGCCUAUAUAGGUCAGAUAAAGAACCUACUUUCCAAAGAUAUAAAAAGAACCCCAUUUGAAAGAUGAAGUAUAGAAGGAAAUUAUAGUGGAUGGUAAAAUAAUUUUCUCAGUAACAAAUUGGUCCUAUGUGACCUUGUUUUUUUUUUUUAAAAUCACUUUUCUUGCCUUUUUACCACACGGUUUACCCACUCUCUGGGAGGAGAUCCCUUUGAAGGAUUACAGAAGAUCCUGUAUAUGUCAUACACCACACAAUCUUCUGCUGAAGUUGCAUUCUGCCCUUGUGAAGCAUGGAUGUGUCCACUUAUACUAUAUUAUGAUGAUGAGCUUGUCCCACCCUGAAACAGCUGAACACUAAUGUUGUUGAAAGUUUCCAAGGUUCAUACUAGGAACCUUUUUGUUGCUUCUGGUACAAGCUUUCAUUGCUUCAUGUUUGUAUUUCAAUUUCUUGUCUUCUCUUAUUCUGCAACUAUUUCUUGGAGCAACAUGUGUUGUCUAUAAGACUUAAAAUUAUUUGAUUGUCAGAAGUUUUGGGAAGAGA